Microthlaspi erraticum is the source of this 570-nucleotide messenger RNA. The record is from the annotation of a GenBank genome assembly. NCBI's taxonomy places the organism in Eukaryota, Viridiplantae, Streptophyta, Magnoliopsida, Brassicales, Brassicaceae.
AUGAUUAUGUCCGAUCUUCCGCAUGAUAUACUAGAGGAAAUACUCUCCAGGGUUCCCGCCACAUCUCUGAGACCAUUACGAUAUACUUGCAAACUAUGGAACGCUCUGUUCAAAGACCAAGGAUUCACCAACAAGCACUUUCGUAAAGCACCAAAGCAGUCCCUGGUUCUCAUGUUGAAGGAACAUAGAGUUGUUUCAACGAGCGUCAAUCUCAACAUCGGUGCUCCAUCUGUAGAGUUUAAAGGUGCACUUGUCCUAAAGGAUUCACAUUCUAAUCCACAACAAGUCGAUAUAUCUUAUAUCUCUUCUAACUGCGACGGUUUGUUGUUAUGCGCCACCAAAGACCACCAUAGACAUGUGGUUUGGAAUCCGUGUUUGGGGGAAACUAAAUGGAUCCAGUCCAAAACUGGUUACGACCGGCGGCACACUAAGCUUGCUCUAGGUUACGUAAACAACAAGUCUUGCCGCAGCUACAAAAUUUUGAGGUGGUACGUGACGACAAAGUUGGUGGGCUUGAAAUAUAUGAGUUUGGCUCUGAUCUUUGGAGGGUUCUUGAUCACGUCGCUUUAG